Molecule: messenger RNA, 3757 nt
Organism: Felis catus (domestic cat)
Lineage: Eukaryota; Metazoa; Chordata; Mammalia; Carnivora; Felidae
Gene: BMP1
Product: bone morphogenetic protein 1
Exons: 20
Coding region: 117-3149 (1010 amino acids)
Biological process (GO): proteolysis
Molecular function (GO): metalloendopeptidase activity; zinc ion binding; calcium ion binding
Source: RefSeq, a predicted model, not a curated record
GAGCGCCCUCCCCUCGCCGCCAGUCCUCCGCUUCCCCUCUCGCCGGCUCCCGCGUCCGGGCGCGACCCGCCGCCGCCACCGCGCCCGCCGCCACCGCCGCCGCCGCGCCCUCCAGCAUGCCCGGCGUGGCCCGCCUGCCGCUGCCGCUGCUGCUCUGGCUGCUGCUGCUCGCGCGCCCGGGCGGGCCACUGGACUUGGCCGACUACACCUAUGACCUGGGGGAGGAGGAGGACUCGGAGCCCGUCAACUACAAAGACCCCUGCAAGGCGGCUGCCUUCCUUGGGGACAUCGCCCUGGAUGAGGAGGACCUGAGGGCCUUCCAGGUGCAGCAGGCUGAGGACCUCAGGCAGCGUGCAACCCACAGGUCUUCCAUCAAAACUACAGGAAACUCUUCUACCCCCAACUGCCAGAGCACCAGUGGGCAGCCACAGAGGAGAAACCGUGGGAGAUGGAGAAGCAGGUCCCGGAGCCGGCGGGCAGCCACAUCCAGACCAGAGCGUGUGUGGCCUGAUGGGGUCAUCCCCUUUGUCAUUGGGGGAAACUUCACUGGCAGUCAGAGGGCAGUCUUCCGGCAAGCCAUGAGGCACUGGGAGAAGCAUACCUGUGUCACCUUCCUGGAGCGCACUGAUGAGGACAGCUAUAUUGUAUUCACCUAUCGACCCUGCGGCCUCGCCCGGCCCCUGAGUGGAUGCACUCCCCCAGCUCGGGACCGCCCCCCUGAGCUGGCCCCGCCCUCCAGGUGCUGCUCCUACGUGGGUCGCCGCGGUGGAGGCCCACAGGCCAUCUCCAUCGGCAAGAACUGUGACAAGUUCGGCAUUGUUGUCCAUGAGCUGGGCCACGUCAUUGGCUUCUGGCACGAGCACACGCGGCCAGACCGGGACCGCCAUGUCUCUAUCGUGCGUGAAAACAUCCAGCCAGGGCAGGAGUAUAACUUCUUGAAGAUGGAGCUCCAGGAAGUGGAGUCCCUAGGGGAGACCUAUGAUUUUGACAGUAUCAUGCACUAUGCCCGGAACACGUUCUCCAGGGGCAUCUUCCUGGACACCAUUGUUCCCAAGUACGAGGUCAAUGGGGUGAAACCUCCCAUUGGCCAAAGGACCCGGCUCAGCAAGGGGGACAUCGCCCAGGCCCGCAAGCUCUACAAGUGCCCAGCUUGUGGAGAGACCCUACAAGACAGCACAGGCAACUUCUCUUCCCCUGAGUACCCCAAUGGCUACUCCGCCCACAUGCACUGCGUAUGGCGUAUCUCAGUCACACCUGGAGAGAAGAUCAUUCUGAACUUCACGUCCAUGGACCUGUAUCGCAGCCGCCUGUGCUGGUAUGACUACGUGGAGGUCCGAGACGGCUUCUGGAGGAAAGCACCCCUCCGAGGCCGCUUCUGCGGGGGCAAACUCCCCGAGCCCAUUGUCUCCACCGACAGCCGUCUCUGGGUUGAGUUCCGCAGCAGCAGCAACUGGGUCGGGAAGGGCUUCUUUGCCGUCUAUGAAGCCAUCUGUGGGGGAGAUGUGAAGAAGGACAAUGGCCACAUCCAGUCACCCAAUUACCCUGAUGAUUAUCGGCCCAGCAAAGUCUGCAUCUGGCGGAUCCAGGUGUCUGAGGGCUUCCACGUGGGCCUCACCUUCCAGUCCUUUGAGAUUGAGCGCCAUGACAGCUGUGCCUACGACUACCUGGAGGUGCGUGAUGGGCACAGUGAGAGCAGCACCCUCAUCGGGCGCUACUGUGGCUACGAGAAGCCGGAUGACAUCAAGAGCACUUCCAGUCGCCUCUGGCUCAAAUUCGUCUCUGAUGGAUCCAUUAACAAAGCUGGCUUUGCUGUCAACUUUUUCAAAGAGGUGGACGAGUGCUCACGGCCCAACCGCGGGGGCUGCGAGCAGCGGUGCCUCAACACCUUGGGCAGCUACAAGUGCAGCUGUGACCCUGGGUAUGAGCUGGCCCCGGACAAGCGCCGCUGUGAGGCUGCCUGUGGUGGAUUCCUCACCAAGCUCAACGGAUCCAUCACCAGCCCAGGCUGGCCCAAGGAGUACCCCCCUAACAAAAACUGCAUCUGGCAAUUGGUGGCCCCUACCCAGUACCGCAUCUCCCUGCAGUUCGACUUCUUCGAGACGGAAGGCAAUGACGUGUGCAAGUAUGACUUCGUGGAAGUACGCAGUGGGCUCACGGCUGACUCCAAGCUACAUGGCAAGUUCUGUGGUUCCGAGAAGCCCGAGGUCAUCACCUCCCAGUACAACAACAUGCGUGUGGAGUUCAAGUCUGACAACACCGUCUCCAAAAAGGGCUUCAAGGCCCACUUCUUCUCAGACAAGGACGAGUGCUCCAAGGAUAACGGCGGCUGCCAGCAAGACUGCGUCAACACCUUCGGCAGCUAUGAGUGCCAGUGUCGCAGUGGCUUCGUCCUACAUGACAACAAACACGACUGCAAGGAAGCCGGCUGUGACCACAAGGUGACAUCCACCAGCGGCACCAUCACCAGCCCCAACUGGCCUGACAAAUAUCCCAGCAAGAAGGAGUGCACCUGGGCUAUCUCUAGCACCCCUGGCCACCGGGUCAAGCUGACCUUCGUGGAGAUGGAUAUCGAGUCCCAGCCUGAGUGUGCCUAUGACCACCUGGAGGUGUAUGAUGGCCGUGACGCCAAGGCCCCCGUCCUGGGCCGCUUCUGUGGGAGCAAGAAGCCUGAGCCUGUCCUGGCCACGGGCAGCCGCAUGUUCCUGCGCUUCUACUCCGACAACUCCGUCCAAAGGAAGGGCUUCCAGGCAUCCCACUCCACAGAGUGUGGAGGCCAGGUUCGGGCAGAGGUGAAGACGAAGGAUCUUUACUCCCAUGCGCAGUUUGGUGACAACAACUACCCUGGGGGGGUGGACUGCGAAUGGGUCAUCGUGGCAGAGGAAGGAUAUGGCGUGGAGCUGGUGUUCCAGACCUUCGAGGUGGAGGAGGAGACAGACUGUGGCUACGACUACAUGGAGCUCUUCGAUGGCUAUGACAGCACAGCCCCCAGACUGGGGCGCUACUGCGGCUCAGGGCCUCCUGAGGAGGUGUACUCGGCCGGAGAUUCUGUCCUGGUGAAAUUCCACUCAGAUGACACCAUCACCAAAAAAGGCUUCCACCUGCGGUUCACCAGCACCAAGUUCCAGGACACACUGCACAGCAAGAAAUGACCACUGCCUCACACGGGGGCGGGGGCGGGAGGCCUGCUGCCCUCAGUCACCUGGACUGGACAGUGGGAGGUGGGCAGGAGGUGGGCAUCCCGUCCCUGUCCCCCAGGCGCCAGGACCUGCAGGCCGAUGGUCCAGGUGAGGCUGUCCUCAGGAGGCGGGGGAAUGGGACUGCUUCGUGAGCCCCUUCCCCGUGAUCCCUUCCUCCUUGCCCCCACCAGAACAAGGGGCCAGGGCCAGGGAGCCAGAGCUUUCACGGAGACACUUGAAGUGGCCAUUCCUCUCUGGGGGCCUGGCCUGGGGGGGAGAGCGUCUGUCAGCAGACCCUCCCAUCUUCCCUGCCCUCUCUAAGUGCACCGUAUUGUGUAUAGCCGGUGGCAUAGCUUCAUUGUAAUGUACAUUUCCCACCCCUUCUCCAACCUCGACAUGGUUUUUUUGAGCCCCUAUUUCCCCACUUCCUGGGGUGUGAGUUUCCAUACGAGUCCCACAGGAUGCACCGUGAGGGGCUGCAGAAGAGGGGGUGGGGAAACAAGACGGGGCUUCUCUCAGGCCCAGCGGCUGGUCAGCCACACCAGGGCACACCAGCCAAUAAACUGAAAGUGUUACAGCCA